This is a messenger RNA of Cyanistes caeruleus (blue tit), 3138 nucleotides long. Lineage: Eukaryota; Metazoa; Chordata; Aves; Passeriformes; Paridae. The record is from RefSeq and is a predicted model, not a curated record.
UUACUGUGCUUCAAGUUUAUAAAACACAAUCAGUGCUCCCUGGUCAAAGCAGCCCUAACCCGCGGAGCAGGCGAGGAGUGGCAGAGCAGCAUCUCCUCCAGGACGCUCUAGCUCAGCCGAAAAGCCCUCAGAGGUCACUUUGGGGUCUGCUCCUCUCCCAUCCAAAGUGGAGCAGCCAGAAUCCGGGCCAGUCUCUCCAGGCACGGUGAUGAAUGGUGUGAUCAAACAGGAUCGCUCGGACCACAAAAGCUCACCAGCUGGCAAUGAGGAGGAAAAGGCACCCAAGGAAAAAUCUGCCACUGAAGUGAGGGAUGGCACCAAGCUCCAGCCCCCGCCCUUCGCGGAGCGCAAGAACGUUUUACAGCUACGGCUGCAGCAGAGAAGGACCCGUGAGCAGCUGGCAGACCAAGGCAUCAUGCCACCACUGAAAAGCCCAUCUGCAUUCCAUGAACAGCGAAAAAGUCUGGAGAGAGCCAAGACUGAAGAUUAUCUCAAGCACAAGAUCAGAAGCAGGCCUGAGCGGGCAGACCUGGUCAAUAUGCACAUUCUGCAAGACUCGGCUGCAGAGGGGUCCAUUCAGUCAACUCAGAUGAAGCUGAAAAGAGCCCGACUGGCAGAUGACCUCAAUGAGAAGAUUGCACUCAGGCCAGGUCCUUUGGAGCUGGUGGAGAAGAAUAUUAUUCCCGUGGAUUCAGCUGUGAAAGAGGCCAUAAAAGGCUCCCAGGGCGGCUUCCCCCGGCAGACCGACGCCUUCGCCUUCGAGGAGGACAGCAGCAAUGACGGGCUGUCCCCGGAGCGGCCCCGCAGCCGCGGGAAACGGGGUAGCAGGAGCCCCUGUGCAGGCUGGACAACCCCUGGGUCUGGCCCCACAGCCCCUCUCACCUCUCCUUUGCAGGAUCGUCCCCCCAGUGCCGAUGGCCACGCUCCGGACACUGCCCCGGGGCAGGGCAGCCAGUGCGACAGCCCCAAGCAGCCGGCAGGACAGGAGAGCCCGACACUCCCGGUGCCCUCUGCCGUGAAGUCCAAAUCAUCCAGUGACAGCAAGAACCGUCACAAAAAGCCCAAAGACACCAAGCCCAAAGUGAAGAAGCUCAAGUACCACCAGUACAUCCCUCCAGACCAGAAAGCAGAGAAGUCCCCUCCACCCAUGGAUUCUGCAUAUGCCAGACUGCUCCAGCAGCAGCAGCUCUUCCUGCAGCUCCAGAUCCUCAGCCAGCAGCAGCAGCAACAGCAGCAGCACUUCAACUACCCUGGGGUGCACCAAGGACAGCUGAAGCAAUCAAAUGAGCAAAUGGUCAAAAGUUCAAAUUCUUCAUCAACUUCUGGCAACAACACCCCUCUUUCUCCAGUGAAAACCACCUUUUCAGGCCAGACUUGUGUCUCAUCUAUCAAGCCAGGCCCUCUGCCAUCCAACCUGGAUGAUCUCAAAGUGUCAGAGCUGAGGCAGCAGCUCCGGAUACGAGGCCUGCCUGUGUCAGGUACCAAAACAGCGCUGAUGGAGCGGCUGCGGCCCUUCCAGGAGUGCAGCAGCAGCACGGUGCCCAACUUCAGUGAGAUCACCACCGUCACCUUCCCAGUCACCCCAACAAGCACCCUGUCCAGUUACCAGUCACAGUCCUCCACCAGCAUGUUAUCAAACGGCUUCUAUCACUUUGGCAGCACCAGCUCCACCCCACCCAUCUCGCCCGCCUCCUCUGACCUCUCCGUGAGCGGCUCUUUGCCAGACACCUUCAACGACGGGCCCAUGUCUUCCCCACAGUUCGGCCUGCAGCCAUCCCCGGUUCAUGGCAGUGCUGAGGAAAGCCUCAUGAGCAGCAUGAAUGGAGGGAGCAUCCAGCUGGAACUGGAAGGAAUAGACACAGAGAAAGACAAGAUGCUGGUGGAGAAGCAGAAGGUCAUCAAUGAACUGACAUGGAAGCUGCAGCAAGAGCAGAGGCAGGUGGAAGAGCUGCGGAUGCAGCUCCAGAAGCGAAAGAGAAGCAAUGGCCUUGAGGAGAAGCAGCAGCCUGCUCAGCAUUUCUUUGGUGUCCCCAUCAAGCAGGAAAACGCCGUGUCCAGCUGUCCCUUUGCAUCCAAACAAAUGGCCCUGAAAGGCCAGGCCGGCAGCUCGGAGAAGCUGAGUAACUGUGGGGUACCGCAGGUGCCCCACAUCGUAAACAGCCACUGCCUGGAGCCCGCAGGGCAGAGCACCAUCACCUCCUCGACAUUCCUGAGCCCGCAGUGCUCCCCCCAGCACUCUCCCCUGGGGGCUGCAAAGAGCCCCCAGCACAUCAGCCUGCCACCGUCCCCCAACAGCCACUACCUGCUGCCGGUGUCCCCCGAGGGCCGCAGCGGGUCCCCGCCGGGCAGCAGCUGCCUCCGCACAGCGCCGCAGAUGACACGAAGUCAGCAGAUGGACGAGCUCCUGGACGUGCUGAUUGAGAGUGGAGAAAUUCCAGCCAAUGCCAAGGAAGAUCGGUCCUGCCUCCAGAAAGUCCCUCAGAUAAUGGUGUCUACAGGGAGCUCCGGUGCCUCUGUCCCCAAGGGCUCUGCCCCGUUCGAGCCGGUGCCCUUCGAGCACUGCCCGGGCGGCAGCGACGCUCACCUGGAGGUGCUGCUCAAUGCCCACAGCCCCCUGGGCAGGGUCAGCGAGAUGGCCCUGCUGAAAAUGGGGGGAGAGGAGCCCCACUUCGAAGGGAUGAUGGAGGGGUUCUCUGGCAAAGCCGCGGAUGAACUGCUCAACUCCCAGGAGAUUUUACAGACUCCCCUGUCACCCAUGGAAACCCAGCUGUCCCCUUCCCCCGCCGAAGGCUCCGGUUUACAAAUGAGUUUCACUGAGUCUCCGUGGGAAACAAUGGAGUGGCUGGACCUCACCCCCCCCAGCUCUGCCACCGGCUUCAGCUCGCUCACCCCCGCGGGCCCCAGCAUCUUCAACAUCGAUUUCCUGGAUGUAGCCGACCUCAACCUGAACAGCAGCAUGGACCUGCACCUGCAGCAGUGGUGAAGGGACGUGCUGGGGCAGGGGGCUGUGAGCCUGCAGCAGGUGGCACAGCGUUCCUGUCGUGACAGAGAACAUGCAGGGCAAACGUGCCUCAUCCAGGGGAAACUGGAGUCAUUUUCCCAGCAUAUAAACUUGUUUGAAUUUCCAGUCACUGAAAA